AAAAAUUACACUGACAAACUGACAGAUGACAGAUGUAAACAAAAUCAUGAAUUGGUCUUAGCGCGCGAGUUACAUUACAAUUAUAAAAAAGUAUUUAUCAAGAAAAAAAUGAGCGAAGAAAUAAAUGUUAGAUUUGUAAUACCAAAGGAAUGUGUUUCUGAGGAUGACUGCUGCGAAGAAAUGAAACUGGCUUUUACAGCAUGUGAACCACACAUUGGAGGAGGCUUAAAACCGAGAUGGGUACAUGAAAAGACUUUUACUGAAUUUAAUAAUCUAACUAAAAGAGAUGUUUUUGUUUUAUCUCAAUUUGAUGGAGAAAUAUUUCAGAAGCUAAAGGCAACAAAAUGUCUGUUAGUGGGACCACGAUGCUUGGCAUGUUCAUUAAUAGAAGGGACACCAAUACCACAGGGUCCGGGGCCUGUCUUCACAAUUGCUAUGAGAGGCCUUAUCAUAACCGCUAGUGGAUUGACUAAAUCAAAAAAGGAAAUUAUACAACAAAAAGUGCACUGGAUGGGUGGCAUUUAUAAACCGGAAUUGACUGAAAAUACAACGCAUCUUGUUGCUGAUAAUGUCAUUUCAGACAAGUAUAUUCAAUCAGUAAAGAAAGGUAUACCAAUAAUGAAAGAAAGUUGGAUAGAAGCGGUAUGGUCAGCUUCCCUUAAAUACAACAUCAAUGGAGCCUCAACAGAUUUCAAUGAGCAUCGCUUACCACCAUUCUUCAAUCUUAAUGUAACAACGUCUGGACUAAGUAGGAAAGAGAAACAUUUGAUUACAACACUGGUCAAUGAUAAUGGAGGAAUUUUCUCUGGUGCUUUCCAAAGUGAGACCACCGAUGUUGUGGUACUUACCAAAGACAACGUGGGCAGUGAGAAGUACAAAGCUGCGCUGGAGUAUGGCAAAGCUUGUGUGGUGCCCGGCUGGGUGCGGGACUCGGCAGCGCGGGGCGUUGCCUUGCCUAUGGCCAAGUACAAAGUGCUCGGUGCCUCGACGUCAUCACCCUUAGCUGAGCACCGCUUGCCUGAUAUGAGUCUUAAUUUCUCUAGGAUAACAAAUUCUAGACCGCCUAGUAAUUUUGUCGAUGAAACUAGAUCUGUUGAUUUGACAACAUUAUCGGGUAGAGGAAAGCUGUCACAAGAAAGCAAAAGAUUGAGUGACGUCGACAGAGAAAUUAUUUCCGAAUUUGAGAAAUUCGACAUGAGCUGUUUAAAAAAGGCUGGACCUAUUUUUGAUGGUUUUUGUAUCUGGGUGAGUGGUCUAGAGGGGUUGUGUCGCGAGCGCGCAGCCGCGUGCGUGUCGCGGUGCGGGGGCGUGCGGUACGACGGUGCGGGCGAGCGCGUGACGCACGCGGCUGCGGGCACGCGUGCGGCUGCGGCGGCGGCUGCGCGCGCACUGCCGGCUGUACCGGUGCUUAGUGCGGUGUGGUUGCUGCGCAGUGCGGAAGCCGGGAGACCGCUGCCUGAGACAGAGUUUUUAAUGGAACCGGAGCCAUCAACGCCGGUGAAGUCAAGCGCUCGUAAGCCUCUUGCGGAGGCUGCAUCUCCGAUGAGUAAGCGCAAUCUGCAGCUGCUCCGCCUGCCGCCGCCCACACCGGAGCCCUGCGUCUCCGCUCCCACGGAGCACCCGGAGCACCCGGAGCACCACGAUGACAUCGUCAAUCAUUACUUAAGCCAAAAUGUACCGGAAGCUGUGAGAGAGAAGACGCCGGAGAUGGCGGCGUCCAACGCGACUCUGCAGCCCGGGAUACCUGACAUCACCGAGGAUCUGCCAGAAGAUCCCACUGAAGAGAUUGAACAGAUAUUCAGAGGUGUGAAGCUGGAGGUGCAGGGUCUGGAGGAGGAGGCGGUGUGCGAGGUGGGGGCGGAGGUGUCGGCGGCGGGGGGCGUGCUGUGCGCGGCGGGGGCGGGCGGGGCGUACGUCCUCGUGCCACUGGACUUUGACCCCGACGACCUUGUUACAACUACCGCUGAGCCGGUCACAGUAUUCUGGGUGAAAGACUGCCUGUGCCAACAAGAGCUGCUGCCGCUGCAGUACUACCACAGGCCGGUGCGCGCGACGUGGCGCGGCGCCCCGCUGGCCGGCGUCGUGGCCAGCCUCAGCACGUAUAGCGGCGUCGAGCGCGCCUUCCUUGAUGAGCUCGCCAAGCUGCUCGGCGCCACGUAAGUCAUUAUA
This is a messenger RNA of Papilio xuthus (Asian swallowtail), 2169 nucleotides long. RefSeq names its product mutagen-sensitive 101 (gene mus101). Gene Ontology annotation, biological process: mitotic DNA replication checkpoint signaling; mitotic G2 DNA damage checkpoint signaling; DNA replication initiation. The coding region runs from base 109 to 2160 and encodes 683 amino acids. The transcript is spliced from 13 exons. The record is from RefSeq and is a predicted model, not a curated record. Lineage: Eukaryota; Metazoa; Arthropoda; Insecta; Lepidoptera; Papilionidae.